AUGGUCACAGUAUUUAAACUGCUGGACUGGGGAGAAGAGGGCCACAGGACAGAGGCUGAAAUACAAGCCCUAAGGUCCGCUUUUACUCAAGAAGUUGUCGUGUGGCACAAACUUGAUCAUCCUAACGUAACAAAGGUAAAUAGUUCUAUGAGUAACUCUUCCUUGCGUUGUUCUAACAUUUAUCAAAACUCAAUUGGAGAAGUGGCUCGUAGCAUGUAUUUUGACAUAAGUUGUAACGCUUUUGCGUGUUUUGACGUAAACAAUACGGUUUGUGUUUCCUGGCUUUGCAGGUUAAACUACCUUCAUUCCCAGAAGAUUGUUCACAGAGAUGUGAAAACAGAAAAUAUGCUUUUAGACAAGGCACGCAUGGUCAAAAUUGCAGAUUUUGGCGUUGUUCGUGUUGAAGCCUCAAAUCCUAAUGACAUGACUGGGGAGACCGGGACAUUCGGCUCCAUGGCUCCUGAGGUUCUCAACGGAAAUCCUUACAACAGGAAAUGUGAUGUGUAUAGUUUUGGCAUCUGUUUAUGGGAGAUAUAUUGUUGCGACAUGCCAUAUCCGGACCUUAGUUUCUCGGAGGUGACUUCAGCAGUCGUUCGCCAGGGGUUGGAGCAUUUCCUCUCGCAAUGUUUGGAUUGA
This is a messenger RNA of Salvia splendens (bonfire salvia), 636 nucleotides long. RefSeq names its product serine/threonine-protein kinase STY8-like. Bases 1 to 636 code for a protein of 211 amino acids. The record is from RefSeq and is a predicted model, not a curated record. Gene Ontology annotation, cellular component: plasma membrane. Gene Ontology annotation, molecular function: protein serine/threonine kinase activity; ATP binding. The transcript is spliced from 6 exons. NCBI's taxonomy places the organism in Eukaryota, Viridiplantae, Streptophyta, Magnoliopsida, Lamiales, Lamiaceae. Gene Ontology annotation, biological process: protein phosphorylation.